GGUCUUUGGGGAGUCAUGACGUCUCAGGAGGAGACGUCUUCCUUCAGGAGGUUUUUUCAGUACGUGGAGGACAGCGGCCUUCGAACAUACGACGGUCUGGUGAUCCAAAAUGCCUCCGACAUCGCCAGAGAGAGCGACCGCAUUCGUAACCAGAACAACUGGACCUACCUGCAGGAGAAACACCAGAAGAAGAGACGGCAGGACGAAGCCAUCAAGAGGAUUGGUGAAGAUGUUGCCAUGGCAACAGACGGGGCAUAUUCUGGGAAACAUUUCAGGAUGGGUUUCAUGACAAUGCCGGCACCACAGGACCGCCUGCCUCCCCCGAGUCAGGGCUUUACUGUCCGAUCCCAGUCCCUCCACUCCGUGGGCGGAGGAGACGACGACUCCAACCAAAACCGAAAACAACCACCGCCCAAACCCAAGAGAGACCCCAACACCAAACUGAGCAGCAGCUCUGAAACGGUGAACGGAGGGCCCGGGGUCACCAAGAGGGACACCCAAGACACCAAAGAGACGCCAGAGCAGGCUGAAGCUCGAUGCCAUCUCUACAGUGAGGACUACAAGAAGAUGCCUCCACCCAAACCCAAAAGGAACCCCAACACUCAGCUCAGCACCUCCUUUGAUGAAUCUUACAUCCGUAAGUCUUCCUUGCGAUGGGACAAAUCUUCCUCCCAGAGUCAGAGUCCGGCGUCGAGAGACACGGAUGACGAGGAACCCGUCUACAUCGAGAUGGUGGGAAACAUCCUGCGAGAGCUGAAAGGUCAGGAAGCCGGGGAGGACGAGCAGAACGAGUCGGUGUACGAGGAGAUGAAGUAUCCAAUGUUGGAGGACUUCCUGCAGGACGCUCAGUCCGCCAUCAUGGAUCCUGAAGCCUGGUCGUCCCGCAGCUCUCUUUGUGACAUCCCUCCACCUUUCCCCAACCUACUGACUCACCGCCCACCGCUGCUUGUCUUCCCCCCCGCCCCCGCUCAGUGCUCCCCCAACUCCGAUGAGUCUCCCCUCACCCCGUUAGAUGUCACCCGGCUGCCCGUGAUGGACAAUGUCUCCUAUAGCAAGUCAGGUGGUGAACAUCCACAGAGCUCCACCCACCACCGAAAGGAGCGAGACCGGGAACGGGAUCGGGAUCGGGACCGCGAUCGAGAACGGGACCGGGAUCGGGACCGGGAUCGAGAACGGGACCGGGAUCGGGACCGGGAUCUGCCCUCCACCCACACCAUCACUUCCUCCGGCCGCUCGUCUGCUCCGCCUCUCCCCUCCAACUUCUACAAGUCAUCUGGCUCCGCUCAUGGUGGUCAUGGCUACCCCCGCAGCCAAUCAGCAUGUCCUUCCCCGGUCAGCAUGGGGCGCUCUCUGACUCCUCUGAGCCUGAAGAGACCACCACCGUACGACGCUUUGAUGGCAGGAGGAAGUAUGCCCCGCUCUUCAUCUUCCUCUUCCUCGUCUUCACACAGGGCCGGGGAGGGCGGGGCUAAACUCAGUAACUCCUCAUCCACCCACGGCUCCAUGCAGAACGUGUCGAUAAGGUCACAGACUCCCACAAGCCCAUUGGACGAACUCAACAACCUGUUUACCUCAGGUAGACAGGUAGUAAAAAAAGGAACGGGAGGCAGGAAGAGCAGACACAGUGAAGGUAAAUACUCAGUAGUGUGUCACUACACCAAUACUACACCAGGAUUACAUCGGUUUCAAACCAACUGCAUGUCAGUGUUACAUCAGGUAGACACGGGCUGGGUGAGAUAAACACUCAUCAUUAUAAUAUCAGUACUACAUCAGAUGGACAGGUGCUGAAGGAAGGGUCAGGAGGCAGGUGUGGCAAUGUUAGAGCACCAUCACUCAUAAAUGAGUGAAUGUCUGGUGGCUUUGCUUUACUACAGUCAGAGCAGGCUCUCAAACCUUCUGUCUAAAC
Micropterus dolomieu (smallmouth bass) is the source of this 1906-nucleotide messenger RNA. Its product is annotated as neuronal tyrosine-phosphorylated phosphoinositide-3-kinase adapter 2-like. The transcript has 3 exons. NCBI's taxonomy places the organism in Eukaryota, Metazoa, Chordata, Actinopteri, Centrarchiformes, Centrarchidae. The coding region runs from base 16 to 1740 and encodes 574 amino acids. Gene Ontology annotation, biological process: neuron projection morphogenesis; phosphatidylinositol 3-kinase/protein kinase B signal transduction. The record is from RefSeq and is a predicted model, not a curated record.